GUCAGCGCGCUGUCAACAGCUGAGUACUAACUAUGCCAACAGGAGCAAGCACUAAAAGGUUCAUGAAGAUCAUAUACGGGCCAAUCAAUAUGUUCAGGGGUUCAAACAGUAUGGAUGCUGAGAGGGUGAAGGCGGCUGCGAAGAACCAGCCCUCUCUGAGCCAGGGAGCAUCCAGCAGCCAGGCAACAGCCAACCAGACACCUGCAGCCCCACACUCAUCUCCUGCCCAUCAGCCUCAGGAAACCACACCUGGAGGACCUCCAGCAUCGCCGUCGGCAUCGGGGACAUCAGCUGCUUCUGCUGCCUCAAACACAACGCCAGCAGUGAUACCUCCCCACUCUGCAUCUAUAGCAAACAGGGAUAGCGGUGUCAGCCUGUCCACCACCAGCACCAUAGGUGAUUCUUCCAAUGUACGUAGUGCCAAUGCUUUGAAGUCUGUGUUACAGGACUCUUCGCCUCCACCUCUGCCGCUUCCUGUCUCUUCAACAAUUGCUUCUCCUCAGCCUCAGAAUCAAUCUUCAGUCCCUUACAACUGGCAGGCUACCAAGCCUUCAGUGAAAGAAAGGCUGGCUUUCUUAUUCAACAAGGACGUAAUGUCUGAUAUUCGCUUCCUAGUGGGAAAGCCGCCAAAUGUCCAGACUAUUCCAGCUCAUAAGUUUGUUUUGUCAGUUGGAAGUGCUGUAUUUGAUGCCCUCUUCAAUGGUGGAAUGGCAACUUCAGACAGCGUAAUCGAAAUCCCAGAUGUUGAACCUGCUGCUUUCCUGGCUUUGCUGAAAUUCUUGUACUCCGAUGAGGUUCAGAUUGACCCUGAAACUGUCAUGACAACAUUGUAUACAGCCAAAAAGUAUGCUGUACCUGCUUUGGAAAGAGCUUGUGUUGACUUUCUUAAAAGAAACUUGAGUAGUGACAAUGCAUUUAUGUUGCUCACCCAGGCUCGGCUUUUCGAUGAGCCACAGCUUGCAGCUCUGUGUCUCGAAACAAUUGACAAGAACACGACAGAAGCUCUGUCCGCUGAUGGGUUUACCGACAUUGAUCAUGACACGCUGUGUGUGGUGCUGGAGAGAGACACCCUGGGGAUAAGGGAAUGCAAACUGUUUUCGUCAGUAUGCCGCUGGGCAGAAGCUGAAUGUGCCAGACUGAAUCAGCCUCCAAGUCCACAGAACCAGAGAAGAGUCCUCAGCAGGUCUUUGAGGCUGAUCCGCUUCCCACUGAUGACUGUAGAGGAGUUUGCAAUGGGAGCUGCGCAGAGCGGGAUCCUUGAAGAUCGAGAAGUGGUGGAGCUGUUCCUCUACUUCACAGUCAAUCCCAAGCCAUCCAUCAGCUUCCUGGAUGUGCCACGCUGCUGCUUGACUGGCAAGGAACAAGUCGUGUCUCGCUUCUGUCAGAUUGAAUCAAGAUGGGGCUACAGUGGAACAAGUGACCGGAUACGAUUCAUGGUGAACAGGCGUAUAUUUGUUGUUGGGUUCGGGUUGUAUGGCAGUAUUCAUGGACCAACAGAAUACAAUGUCAACAUUCAGAUUAUCCACACCGACACGAGCAAGGUGAUGGGGUCCAAUGACACCAGCUUCCAGUGUGAUGGCUCCACAUCCACAUUCAGGGUGAUGUUCAAAGAGCCGGUUGAGAUCCUGCCCAACUCAAGCUACAUAGCCUGUGCUACACUCAAGGGUCCAGACUCAUACUAUGGGUCCAAAGGAUUACGCAAGGUGACCCAUGAAUCUGUAUCCAGUGGGAAAGUUACCUUCCAGUUCACGUAUGCGGCUGGCAACAACAAUGGCACGUCUGUUGAAGAUGGACAGAUCCCCGAGAUUAUCUUCUACACAUAGACACACAUACAUGUAUCCUAGGGCUGCAACCAUUCACAAGACUCAGUGCCACAAAUUAUAGGGCCUCAUUGAAAGGACAAUACCUACUGAUACCUGAUAUAUAGAUCAUAUAUUACAUGGUAUGCAAUUGAUUUGUAAAAUACAAUUUUAUGGUGAUUUGUGAAAAGCAUUCUCAACAUGCCCAUGUCAUUGUUAGUGUAAUUGAGAACAGUUUAAGAAAAAUGUUUUAGUGAAGUUUUGAAAUAUUUUCAUUAAUUUUGAAAAACAGACCUGGGACCCCAUCCACAAAACGUUCGUAGCAAUAUGACAUUCAUAAGCCUGUGAUUAAGUAUAGAGUUACGAUAUUUUGUAACAUUACAAACGUUUUGUGGAUCAGUGCCCUGCAUUUUUGUGUGUGUGGCGACUGCUGGCGUAAUCCAGGUGCUUGUUGUAUUGCCACAGAGGUGAUGGUUACAGCCCCAGUGUUUCACUGUCUCCCGAUGGAAGCCAAAAUAUUUAUCGUGCACUGCGAUGAUUGCACAUAAUCAUGUCCUCACUGGAUCAAUAAUGAUCUCUGUGUCUGUUCACAAACAUUCUAUAUUUGACACUCGGUAGAAUUUAGCUCUGCUGCCUAAUGUUGAGAAUGUACAAAUGUCUUUUAAGUUCACUGAUUUUGUUUAGUUUUGCAAUCACUUCUGUACAAAUACUCCUCAGUGUUACGAAGCUGUAGGCUUUAAUGUGAUACACAGCAUUUCAUAGGCAAAUGUAUUGAAUGUACACUGUGUUACACUGAUCAGAUUUGAACACUUUUCUGAAACUUUCAUUCCUUUGUAUAGCUUGUGCGGUGUCUGUCCGACUAUAUACAAGUAUCAGGGCCCCAUUUGACAAAGAUCUCGUAAGCCUAAGAUCCCAUAACUUUUCUUGUAGCAUUCAUACUUCCUAUUGUACAGUAUAGGAAGUACGAAUGCUAUGAGAAAAGUUACGAGAUCUUAGGCUUAUGAGAGCUUUGUGAAACGGUGCCCUGGUCUCUUCCUUACAUACAAGUAGUUCUGAUCAUGACUGACAUGCGUGCCCACUGUCAGACAACUGGUACUGGACAACAUGGAAGCUUAUGUACACAGCAUCUAGUUUAUCACUGCCAUUUAUAUUCUGUUUCUGUUUCUAGUCAACCCAUACAGCAUUUGUCAUGGUGGUAGCUAUCAAUGAUACUAAGGUUUGCCAACGGUAAAGCUUCUGCAAUAUCAUCCUUGAUCGACUACGCAUUUAACACAUCCUGUUCAGUGUGGUAACUAUGGUAACAGGAAAAGCAAACCAUCAAAUCCUGCUGUACCAGUAUUACUGUGGUGAACGUUCCUGAGUUUGUUGCAGUCAUUGUCUGGCAUAGCCAGCUUCACAUAUAACCUGGCUGGGUAAAUAUACAGCAAUAGCUAUGAGAGAUGAUACAAAAGAGCUUAACUUAAUACAAAAAGACUGUAUAGUGGCUGGUGCAGUGAAAGACCGUGAAAACAAACAGUUUUGUUUUCCUGUAAUUAACAAAAAGUGCCCCUGAUGUCUCUUUGUAUUCAUUUAUAAAAUAAUUUCCUGGGAUGAACUGGGUUUUGCUGUAUAUUAAAGAUAAACGAA
Messenger RNA from Haliotis rubra (blacklip abalone), 3425 nucleotides. Its product is annotated as BTB/POZ domain-containing protein 1-like. NCBI's taxonomy places the organism in Eukaryota, Metazoa, Mollusca, Gastropoda, Lepetellida, Haliotidae. Gene Ontology annotation, biological process: neurogenesis. The transcript has 5 exons. The coding region runs from base 33 to 1823 and encodes 596 amino acids. Gene Ontology annotation, cellular component: cytosol; P-body. The record is from RefSeq and is a predicted model, not a curated record. Gene Ontology annotation, molecular function: protein binding.